CAGAGCCAGACAUAGGUAUGCCAGAACAAGAUGCUCAGAGGUUCUUCCAUCAACUAAUGGCAGGGGUGGUUUAUCUCCAUGGUAUUGGAAUAACCCACAGGGAUAUUAAGCCAGAAAAUCUCCUAUUGGAUGAAAGGGAUAACCUCAAAAUCUCUGACUUUGGCUUGGCAACAGUGUUUCGGCAUAAUAAUCGUGAGCGCUUACUAAAUAAGAUGUGUGGUACUUUACCUUAUGUCGCUCCAGAACUUUUAAAGAGAAAAGAAUUUAAUGCAGAACCAGUUGAUAUUUGGUCUUGUGGAAUAGUCCUUACUGCAAUGUUGGCUGGAGAAUUGCCAUGGGACCAGCCCACUGACAGUUGUCAGGAAUAUUUUGAUUGGAAAGAAAAAAAAACUUACCUAAACCCUUGGAAAAAAAUUGAUUCUGCUCCUCUAGCUCUGCUGCAUAAAAUUUUAGUUGAAAAUCCAUCUGUAAGGAUUACUAUACCAGACAUAAAAAAAGACAGAUGGUACAACAAACCACUCAAGAAAGUGCCAAGGAGGCCCCAGGUCACUUCAGGAGGGGUAUCAGAGUCUCCAAGUGGAUUUUCUAAGCACAUUCAAUCCAAUUUGGACUUCUCUCCAGUAACUAGUGCAAAUAGUGAAGAAAGCGUGAAGUACUCCAGCUCCCAGCCGGAACCACGGACAGGUCUUUCCUUAUGGGACAGCAGUCCCUCAAACAUUGAUAAACUGGUACAAGGGAUCAGUUUUUCACAGCCUGCAUGUCCUGAUCAUAUGCUACUAAAUAGUCAGUUACUCGGCACUCCAGGAUCCUCACAGGUGACUGUAUCAACAACUGACAGGAGAAAUAAUAAGCUGAUUUUCAAAGUAAACUUGGUGGAAAUGGAUGAGAAGAUCUUGGUAGAUUUCCGACUUUCUAAGGGGGAUGGACUGGAGUUCAAGAGGCACUUUCUGAAGAUCAAAGGGAAGCUGAGUGAUGUUGUGAGCAGCCAGAAGGUUUGGCUCCCGGCCACAUGAGCAAUCCGUUGACUCUGGGCUUCCUGGUGAAUAUAGUGCUGCUAUGUUGACGUAAUUCUUCCUAGAGAAGAUUAUCCUAUUCAGAAAAUAAUAGUUCCUGGGAAAUCUUUGUCUUCUGUUAUCCAGACAUCUUCCACAUUUUUUUGUACUACAGAUGAUGCCUAUAUUAUCAUUGUAAAUAAAACUUUGGGAAUGGAAUGGGUAAAAUUCAUUAGAUAUUUCUUUGGCAGGAUUUACUGUUAGAAUUUGAGACCCACGUGGUAGAAACCAAAUUUGGGGUAUACAUGAAUUUACAAGCUUUCAUAUUACCAUAAUGAAAGAAGAUGUCUAUGGCCCAUUUUAACCAAAAUAUUUAGUUUUAUCCAGAAAGUUUGUAUUAUUUAACUAUUAGGGUAGAUUAGUAAAAACAUAGUCUUUGUGACUUUUGGAAAUAGAUUUAUCUGUGAAAUGAUUCCAACUUUUAAAAAAUGUAUCCCUAAUAUCUGUACUUCUAUUUUCAAAAGUGCUUGUGUAGGUAUGUAUACCUGCUUUUGAACUAACUACCGAUGAAAACUUCAAGUGGGUGUAUUUUUCCUGGUGUAGUUAAUAGUAUGUACACUUGGUCUUUCAGCUAUAAGUUGAGCAUAAAAUCUAGAGCUUAACUAACUUUAAAAUUCCUGUUAUAUCUCUUAAGUAAUUUUCUGUAUUAUUUUCUACUGUCACAGCUAUAUUUUAAUUCUUUACUAUCGAAAUAAAUUCUAUCUUGAAAAGAAAUAACUGGAGCUCAUUGAUGACCAAACUGGUCCUCCAGUGCCUUGUGCAGGUCCCUCUCCUAGCCGAGCAACUUGUGCCUGCUCCCAGCUUCUGACCCGGUUUCUAUUGCAUCCAUUGUUAUUGUUGUGUUCCCUCAAGGCAAUGUGACUCCUUACAACCCUGUAUAAUAGAGUGGAACUGCCCCAUGGGGUCUCCAAGGCAGUACGUUUUUAUUGCUACAG
Molecule: messenger RNA, 1987 nt
Organism: Echinops telfairi (small Madagascar hedgehog)
Lineage: Eukaryota; Metazoa; Chordata; Mammalia; Afrosoricida; Tenrecidae
Gene: CHEK1
Product: checkpoint kinase 1
Exons: 9
Coding region: 18-1013 (331 amino acids)
Biological process (GO): protein phosphorylation; mitotic G2 DNA damage checkpoint signaling
Cellular component (GO): site of double-strand break; nucleus; cytoplasm
Molecular function (GO): ATP binding; protein kinase activity
Source: RefSeq, a predicted model, not a curated record